AUGGCGUCCACCCUACGACUGCCUGCGGGCACCUCCGCGCGCAUUGUGCCAUCUGGAAUAUUCAUCGCCCAAUCCUGUACCGCUGGAUCAUACCAAUGUCGGUCCUUCUCGCAGACGUCUCUAAACUUGGCUGGUAGGCCCAUGAACUUCCGCCAGGCCACUCAGUCUCAGCCCUCAUUCAAGACUCGCACCAAAGACAUGCCUUUGACCCAAUUGCCAAACGACCUUGGUCUAUUACCCGGGACCUUUAUCAAGCCACUGUGGAGAGAUAUGCCUUCUAUCUUUGAAAGCCCGCGCGAUAGAUUGCACAUGGAGUGGACAUGGCUCAAGACGCUAUUCACCAACUACGGCAGUUUGUUGCAAUAUUGCAAGAGAGAUAACAAUAUGCCAUUCAACUUCAAGCAGAGGCGUCAUGUCGCAUCCCAGUUAAUGGAGCAGAUGUACACUUCAUUUGCGCGAGGCAACAUCCCCGAGAUCCGCCGAUUCUGCGCCGACGGGCUCUCCAAAAACUUAGUCCGCCAAAUUGAAAAAAGAAACCCAUCCGAGAAAGUGGAAUGGACGCUGGUCAAAUACCUGCGCAAGCCCAGCACCAACUUCCUCGGCCUCCGCGUCAUGUCAGACCGCGCAACAUCUUUGCCUGAAAUCCCCAACUCUGGUAUUCGCCAAAUCGUCGUGCGCGUCACAAGCCGCCAGUCCACGUCCACCAGCAAGAUUGAAAGAGUCAAGAGGGGAGCGGUCCCCGUGGAAACUCUUGUCUCCACCAAGGAACAAGAUUGCGUCGAGUACCUCGUUAUCCAGAACUUGCGCUGGAACGGUAACGAUAAGGGCUGGACCCUUUGGGGUCAGACUAACCCGACCACCCUGCAAAAGGCUAUCGAGGAUCCCUACUUCGCACCAGGCUUGUCGGCCAUGGAGCGCAUUGAGCAAAUGAGGGAGAUGAUGACAGGCGGGGGACCCGGACCUAAGAAAUAA
This is a messenger RNA of Penicillium antarcticum, 972 nucleotides long. RefSeq lists its product as uncharacterized. NCBI's taxonomy places the organism in Eukaryota, Fungi, Ascomycota, Eurotiomycetes, Eurotiales, Aspergillaceae. Bases 1 to 972 code for a protein of 323 amino acids. The record is from RefSeq and is a predicted model, not a curated record. Gene Ontology annotation, cellular component: mitochondrion. The transcript is spliced from 3 exons.